CCGCCCAUCCCCUCCGACCCGGAACGGUUAGAGCGGAGGACCCGGGAGGUCGUCUGAAGGCUGUGUACAAGAUGGCGGCGGCGCUAGCGGUUCCUCGCCUGGCCCGGUAUGGAUUGUUUAGUUUUCGGCCCAGCACAGCCCUUCAGGUUCAACUGCUCCAUCAGAGUUCGGUGACAGAAGCAAGCAGCCCUGUCCCAGAGGGAAAGAAGAGUGGGGCAGUAGUCCCCAAAUCCUCCUCACUCCCGAGCAGCAGGGGGGAGUAUGUGAUCACCAAGCUAGAUGACCUGAUCAACUGGGCCCGACGGAGUUCCAUGUGGCCCAUGACCUUUGGGUUGGCAUGCUGUGCUGUGGAGAUGAUGCACAUGGCAGCUCCCCGAUACGACAUGGACCGCUUUGGGGUGGUGUUCCGGGCCAGCCCACGUCAGUCAGAUGUGAUGAUUGUAGCCGGCACUCUCACCAACAAAAUGGCCCCAGCUCUCCGAAAGGUAUACGACCAGAUGCCCGAGCCCCGUUACGUAGUCUCCAUGGGAAGUUGUGCUAAUGGUGGAGGAUAUUAUCACUACUCAUACUCUGUAGUGAGAGGAUGUGACCGCAUCGUGCCCGUGGACAUCUAUGUCCCAGGCUGCCCGCCCACAGCCGAAGCGCUGCUCUACGGGAUCCUACAGCUCCAGAAGAAAAUCAAACGGGAGAAGAGACUCAAGGUGUGGUACCGGCGGUGACGAUGGCCCCUGUGGGCAGGAAGCAGUGAGGGGCUCCUGACCAGAAGGGGACCGGGCCCCUGUUUGUUUGUGAUACCAUGUAAAUGUCAAUAAAAUACGUAGAUGAUAGAUACUGUUGUCUCUGCUUGGUAGUGACAGAGAUACCCAGGACACCCUGGUGUGGUGGAUAGAGAGAACCACAAAUUGGCACUCAGGGCCUGUGCUCAGAUCCCUUCACUUAAUUCCACAGGGCUUCAGUUUUCCCAUCUGUGAGUGUUGGACUAGAUAACGUCUAAGGCCUCUCGUGGCUCUUUGUCCCAUAGUAGGGUGUGCUGAGUCCUAGGUGGGUUGUAACCUGGAUGGGACUGAGGGCAAGGCCAUGAGGUCCAUCUCUUGUGACUAACUCAAUAGCCGAGUUGUUUCUGGGAAGCCAUUGUGCAAAUGCCAGCCAUUGGGAACCAGGUGAGGUGGAGGGUUCCACACAAGGCAUCCUCACUGCUGGGGGGUCAGUGGUGUCAUCAACAUUCACACACAGUCCCCGUUGCCUAAGCACAUGAAAGCAUGUGCCCUCCCUGUGGAAAACCCGUGCCCUUGUGGUGCCAUACAGAGGAGGCAAGUGACUAGGAGCCUGCUGGUCACAGGUGGACCUCACUUUAUAUGAUGCGUUUGUCAAUUAGGCCAGGUCAAUGUACUUACUCUAGGGCAGCUCACUUUUAAGAAAUAUUGGUGAGUCCAUCCUCUGUGAUUGAUACAGUAGGUACUCAAUAAAUGCUUAUUGGUGAUAAUGA
Molecule: messenger RNA, 1486 nt
Organism: Trichosurus vulpecula (common brushtail)
Lineage: Eukaryota; Metazoa; Chordata; Mammalia; Diprotodontia; Phalangeridae
Gene: NDUFS7
Product: NADH:ubiquinone oxidoreductase core subunit S7
Exons: 8
Coding region: 72-719 (215 amino acids)
Biological process (GO): mitochondrial respiratory chain complex I assembly; aerobic respiration; electron transport coupled proton transport
Molecular function (GO): 4 iron, 4 sulfur cluster binding; NADH dehydrogenase (ubiquinone) activity; quinone binding
Source: RefSeq, a predicted model, not a curated record